Rhododendron vialii is the source of this 2851-nucleotide messenger RNA. RefSeq lists its product as uncharacterized. The record is from RefSeq and is a predicted model, not a curated record. Lineage: Eukaryota; Viridiplantae; Streptophyta; Magnoliopsida; Ericales; Ericaceae. The transcript has 4 exons. Bases 91 to 780 code for a protein of 229 amino acids.
UCCUGGCGACGUCUCUUCGAAGGAAACCGUCCGAACCCUAAUCAAAAGGCAAUUCUUUCUUUUGACGAAGGGGAGACGAAAGAGUCAGCCAUGGCCCUACAGGUGAUGACUCUCCUGUUUCCAGCAAAUCUCUUCCCUCCUUUUUUGAAGUCCGAUCGUGGGUGUUUUGAUCAAACACGCUUGAAGUUAUCGUCUCAGCUUCGACAUGAAGGCCUUGGAAGCUCGUGUGCAGUCAGGAUGGUGAACACCGGUGGCAGGAAUCAAUGUGGUGUUGCUCGUAGCGAACUUAUUUGCACCACCGAAUGUGGUGAAUGUGGUGCUGCUCGUAGCGAACAUAUUCGUCCUAGCGCAUGUGGUGUUGCUCGUAGCGAACAUAUUCGUCCUAGCGCAUGUGGUGUUGCUCGUAGCGACCAUAUUCGUCCUAGCACAAGUGGUGUUGCUCAUAGUGACCAUAUUCGUCCUAGCGCAAGUGGUGUUGCUCAUAGUGACCAUAUUCGUCCUAGCGCAUGUGGUGUUGCUUGUAGCGAACUUAUUCGUACUUGCGCAUGUGGUGCUGCUUGUAGCGAACAUAUUCGUCUUAGCGCAUGUGGUGUUGCUCGUUGUGACCAUAUUUGUCCUAGCGCAUAUGGUGUUGCUUGUAGCAAACUUAUUCGUACUUGCGCAGCAUGUGGUGCUGCUUGUAGCGAACUUAUUCAUACUAGCGCUGUUGAAGGAAGGUGUGCAAUGUGUGACCACACGGGAUCCGGGUUUUGUGAAACAUGCGGGAUUCGGAUUUUCUGAUUGAAGAAAGGCGAACCACACGGGAUCCGGGUUUUGUGAUUGAAGAAAUGCGUGUCACACGGGAUCCGGGUUUUGUGAUCGAAGGAAUGCGUGUCACGCCAGAUCCAGGUUUUGUGAUUGAAGGAAGGCAUGUCACGCGGUAUUCGGGUGUUGUGAUUGAAGAAAGGCAUGCCACGCCUGAUCCGGGUUUUGUGGAGCAUGGUGAAGAUGCUUCUUCGAAUGGAUUGAAGCCCAUCUAAGGUGUCUUCGAGCUGGGAGUUUCAAAGUUUGAGAUUUUUGGAACGUGGCAAAUCAAUGCAACAAAAGAUCAUACAUUUUUUUAACAAAACCUGUUUAUCCAAAAACUGGGGCUAUAUUAUCUCUUUUAGGCAGUUUAGCAUAUCAAGAAGUGCAGCUUUUCUUAAAAUUUGAAUGAAAAAAGUCGCAGAAUUCUUCAAUACUUUUUAAGUAAAACACUGUUCUCUUAUUAAUUGUGUUUCUAUAUCGAUUGGCAUAUGUUCCCGGCAAUUGAGUCGUCUAAUAGUUCUUGCUACCUGCAUGCUUAUGUUUAUCCUCUGUUGAUAUAAAGGUCAUUAUUAUCUGGUCCUCUUGAUGGCUGAAGCAUUAUAUGUUAAAGUAGUGAGAUGACUGCGCGCAGCACCUCGCCUCGCGCACAGCCUAGGCCCAUUACUGAACUACUUAGUUCAAUGGAAAUACUCCAAAACAUUAUCAAAAUACUUGAAAUAGCAAAAUUCUAUAGCUUGAUUUUUUUUUUUUGUUGUUAUUGAGAAGUGUACAAUUCAUCUACCAAGCAAUGCAUAUAGUUUUUACUAGUAUCAAAACAAGUACAGCUACUCAAUGUGGAGUUUAGUUUUUCCUGUAAAUGUGUUCAUGCCUAGCCUGGAAAACGUAAUCCGGGCGGUGAAGUUUAGCUAUCCUAAGCCUACACUUAAAUGGACAAAAUAUUACCUCCAUUCGUACAGCUACUCAAUGUGGAGCUUAUUGUGAGUUUGUCUUGAAAAGCAAUAGACGUGCAUAUGCUUCUGAUUCUUGUUGGCAACUGUCAAGCCUCUUUGUCUAAAGUGUAAUUCAGUUGAUAUGCAUAUUUUUUAUGCUGAAUUUUGGUGCAUAUUACUGAUUCAGUAAUUAGUUCUUUUACUCAUUGUCUAAAAUUAGGGAUGAUGCUUGCAUUGAUUUUGGAUAACGUUUCUAAGUUUAGAUGAUGAUGAUGCUGAACUGUCUCACUUAGAUUUCAGAUGUUUGCUUUUCUAUCUAUAAAUUGGCAGACAAUAAUGUGACAACAGUGACAAUACCCUCCUGCUGUAGAUUAUUGUUUAUUCGCAGGCUAUCGGCUACUUAUAACAUUACACUUUUUUCAGAGAGCUUUUACUAAUCAUUUGCUAUUCUCUCUGUUAUUUAUCUACUUUUAGUUGGGGUCUGGGAGGGGUUUGUAAGCCGAAAAAUGGGGUCGGUGAUUAAAUCUUUAACAGCCGAUUGUGGUCGCUAAUGCAUACCUUUUCACUUUCAUUGGUCUGGUUGAUGUGUGUUGUCAUGAUGAUUCUAAUACACUUUUUCUUGUAGACUUCACUUCCAGGGUUCAGUGGGGAUUCUAGCCGUGCUUUUUCUAAUCGGUGUUCGCAUGUCAAUUCUUUCGGAUUUCUUUGGAUUGUGUAUUGUGAUCCUGGAAUUGCAGUUAUCUGGACCACGUUGAACUGAAACUCGUUUUUAUGGUCUCAGAUGAAGACACCGGCAGAUCUGUGCAUGGAUUACAACAUCAACAGAAAGGCAUAAAACUUGAACUGAGAAAUGUCUCCACAACAAUGUUGCUUCAAAAAACAUGCAGACCUCCUUAUCUUCCUGACCUCGUUGAGCUGUCUGUUGCUUAAGCAAAAACAUCCUGGAACCUAUGUAACCAUUUACUGUGGAUCAUGACAAUUUGUUUAGACUUACUACAGAAAGGAAAAGAUUAACUCUGUAUGGUUUUUGUAUACUCGGAAUUGUGGUUUUGGUUUUCUUUUUGUACACCUAGGUCAUUUAUACUUGGAAGGGCUGAUGUACAUUGUUCUGUAGUCAGAAUGAAGAUGGUUUCUCU